AGGCGAAGGGAAGAGGAAGGAGGUAGAUUGAUCGAAGCAAGAGUGAGGUGGUGUACUUUUUUUCGCAGUCUCACAGUGGACGUGUGAAGUGCUUUUUCUAAACUAAUAUUGGAACAUACGAAUGCAACAAUGUCUUCAACUGGAUGGCCUCAAGAUCUUCUGAUGGGUACGCAAGUCAUGCAUACACAUGAGACAUUCGUGGAUAUGCUCCAUGGAAGAAGACCAUUCAUUUUGAAGGACGCUUUGGGCUGCUUAGAUUUUGGAGAUGAAGGAGAUUGCUCUGACUCUUCAGAUGACUGGAGUCCACAGAGGCCAUACUGCGGUCUUAAACGGAACUUUCUGCAUCGACCCGGUCAUGGCACAGUAGUUACCAAACCAAUCACACGAGAGGCAAUAAAGAAGGCUGAAAAGACUGCAGAGGAAUUAAUAGAAGAAGAAGAAAGAUUAAAAAAGAAGGCUGAGAAAAAAAAGCUUAAAAAAAUGAGGCAGAAACAGAAAAAACGACUAGAGAAGCAAGAAAAAGAAAAUGCAAAUAAAGCUAAUGAUAUCCAGGAUAAAGGGGAUGAUGAUAAGAAAAAAAAUCAUAAUAAAAAGUCUGCUGAGUCACCCCCCGAUACUGGCCAUCAAUGUAAUUCUGAUGCCAGCACUGAGGAAGAGGAGGAUGAUGAAGGCAGUAUUUCUAGUAAAAAGCAUCAGAAAAGAAAAAAGCAACUUCAAAAACAAGAAAAGAAUUAUGUUAAAACUAUUGAUGAACAGACUAUAAAAUAUAAUGAAGCUGUUCGUAUAAAGAAAAUAAAAAGUAAAAAUAAGUUACAUCGUGACUCGGAUGGCAGCAGCGAUGACGAGGACGAAGAGAAGGAGAGUCCGCAAAGUGACUUGGAGGACCUGGACAUGAGCAGCUGUUUUGUGUCAAAUGCCGCUGCGGCCUUUGCCAAGCGUAAGCAGGAGAAGGCUAAAGAGAAGAAGGAGAAAAUGGAGAAGAAAACCGCAGACUCUGUAAAGGAUUCCCAAAAACACACUACUGAAACUGCCGAACAACCGAACACUAAAGCGCACCAGAAAGAGGUCAUUCAGGUCGUACCACAGGUCAUACCACAGUCCACACCGAAUCCCGUAAAUGCAGACUCAGACAGGAGUGCUACUGAUCUCAUUGCAAGGAGUAUGGAACUGGCAUACAUGGGGAACCAGUAUGCUGCCAAUGGAAAUUUGGAAAGGGCUGUCAAGUAUUUCACAGAUGCUAUUAUACACAAUCCAACAGAAUAUAAGUUGUUUGGGAACCGUGCAUUUUGCUUUGAGAAAAUGCAGCAGUAUGAAAAGUCCCUGAUGGAUUCUAAUGUGGCUUUAUCAAUGAAUCCUCAAUGGAUCAAAGGGUUGUACCGUAAGGGCAGGGCCCUCACUGGCUUAAAGAGGUAUACGGAGGCCGUGGCUGUGUACAAGGAAGUGUUGACACUAGAUAAAAGCUGCACAGAUGCGGCCCUAGAGCUCAUGAAAGUCCAGAUCUUUCAGCUCAUGGAAAUGGGCUUCACAAAAGAGCAGAGCACCAAUGCCAUGGUCAUCUAUGGUAGUGUAGAAAAAGCUUUAGGCGCUCUAUCUGGGUUACGAGGUUCUUUGAUUCCCACCAAGCCCUCUGCACAGGAGGAGUGGGUGCAAGUAGAAAAGCGCUCCCAGUCUCCUAAACCUAUUUCCCAGGCGGUCCCUCAAGUCCAGCAGCCAGUCCCACACAUCCAGCCCCACCCUCCAGCUUCAUUUCAACACAAACUUAUUAAACCGGAACUUUUCCCAGUCUGGGUUGGUUGUCCAAUGCCAACCUUAACAGAAGCUUUUAUAUAUGAUUUGUUCAACAAAAUUGGCCCUGUUCACAGUUUGAAGAUUUUGAGAAACAAAGGCUGUGCAUUUGUGAAUUACAUCCGUAAAGAAGACAGUGAAGAGGCCAUUAAGAAGCUGCAUGGUUAUAUAGUAGCUUCAGGAAUACCUCUCCUAGUACGCUAUCCUGAUCGAAUACAUCCACACUUGGGGGUAUCUAAAGCUGCUGCUGUGGAGCACAAUGAUAAACUCCCAGAUGAGUGUCAUUUUUGGAGAACUAUAGGCUGCAUCAAGAACCAAAACUGCCCCUACAGACAUGUCCCGGAAAACAAGGGCAUUGACCGCAACAAAGUUAAAUAGCCCAAUGAUUGCACAGUCGUAGUAUGCGUUCCCAAGGGAAUAAUAAUCUAUGUACCCUUGCUGAACAUACACUAUAUUCCUUGCUGCACUCAUUCAUACAAAUGCUUGUGUAGAGAUACAUUAACCUGUACGUUUAUAUCAAACUGUUGAACAGACAAUCAUGCUUUCUGUCUUUCUGACACACACACACACACACACACACACACACGCACACAGCUACUGUACUCAUGCCCUGUUCCACUCACUGUGACAGUGCACUUGUUAUCAUCUCUUGGUUUUUGGGUGUGAAGGCUGCCUGUCUAAAGAUCACUGUUCUCACUGGCUAUGGCCCAGGUCAUCUCUUCAAUUGUGUGCGCUGCUUCAGAGCUUUGGCCAGUGGAGUUGCAAACCUCUCUUGUUGGUUAAUGAAUCAUUCCCACCACUGUGUUGAAUGAAGCAAGUUUUCUUUUUAGGGCCUCUAUUUUUUUUAUCAAUAGCCCAUUAUAAACAGUGUAACUAAUUCCAGCUAGUUUUAGUCAGUGUUUAAUUGGAAGGCCCUGGUAUUAUGUUGGAUGUUGAACAUGUCUAAUAAAAAAGGGAAUUGACAGCAACUCCCAUGAAGUUUGGUUUGUGCCAAAAUGUAUUGUCUUUUUAAUGCAUUCUUUUGUUCAUGAAAAGUUUUAAAAGGAAUCCCCAAUCCUAUUUUAAUUUGGAAUUUUAUUAAUGCUGUUGCCUUUUUCUUUUAAAUUAAACCUGUUUACUAAAA
Molecule: messenger RNA, 2908 nt
Organism: Sardina pilchardus (European sardine)
Lineage: Eukaryota; Metazoa; Chordata; Actinopteri; Clupeiformes; Clupeidae
Exons: 20
Coding region: 130-2163 (677 amino acids)
Molecular function (GO): protein binding; metal ion binding; RNA binding
Source: RefSeq, a predicted model, not a curated record